CUCCUGGUGGUGACUGGGGACGGGGACUGCGCUCUGCAUUAUUACAAGGGAGCCUAGAGGUGUCAGUGUCCAACAUGGCUGAAAGGACAGCUUUUUUUGGGAAAAGAAGCAGACUGAAAACCAGAGGAGUUCAGCUGCUUCAGUCUUACAUGCUUGCAGAAGGCUUGGUGGUGGUGAAGCGGGGUGGGCGGAUACCUCUGCUUGAAGUUACCAUUUUUGCUGUGGCGCCGUGGGCACUUUUCUGCUAGUGCCUUACAAAUGGAUCCAUUGAUUUGUCCGGCUAUUCAAUCUUCAUGACACAGCCAAUGCCGAGUACUUUGUCCUCACCCCCAGGCAGCCCCUUCACAGAGCAUGAAUACAACCUCUUUUUCUCUGCCUUGAAGCCCGCAUGGAAGGCAAGAAUCAUUUGUCAGAUCCGGCGUAGCAAAGGUUGCGAAGAUCCUAGAAUUGAGCAACUGGACCAGUACGAGAACCAUGGCCAGAUUCCAGAAGGUCCUAUCUGUGCUAACCUUCCCCAGACCCCACCUUUUGAGAACUUUUGUCAGUUUGCCCAGUUUCGAUGUCUGAAUCAGAAGUUCUACACCAAGCGGAUCCUGUGCAGUGAGCUGCCUCCUGCUGAAGAGAUCAGUGUCCCAGAAAAGACAUCCCAUUUUCAGGGCCCAAUAACGACAACAACAAAGAGACCUGAGACUUUCAUCGUGAAGGCAGCAGCUCCAAUCCAGGAGGACACCAUGCUUCCGAAGCAAGCUUCCCCAUCACCCCUUGACAAUCGUCUCCGCUCCAACAUUGAUUCCAUUUUGAAAUACUCCUUUGCAGUCUCAGGCCAGGAGCCAGUGCCCAGGGAGCCAAAACUGGCUCCGCAGGGUCACUGGGGCAUGUUCCAAACUCCCCCACAGGAAGUGGUGCCAAUCCCCUUAACUCCCACCUCUGAAACAGAAAUCCAAACAACUGAAACCACAGAAGGGCAAGAGGACCAGAACCUCCGGGAAAACAUUCAGCGUUUGAUUGGCACAGCAUUGGAGCAGACCCAGGAUGAGAAGAGCACCCAGGCUCCCAGUACCAGGAGAACAGAUCUGAACGUCCAGCCAACAAUCCCAGAGACCAGGGAGUCCAAGGGCAGCCUCUUAGCUCUUGAGAAGGACGAAGCUCUGGUGGUUCUCUGCUAUGCUGUGCUGCAAAGUAUUUGCAUUUCCUCUGCUGUUAGCAAGGCCUGGAGAAAAAUGGAGGCAGAAAACUUUGGCUUUGGGCACACGGUGUGUGACAGCCUUGGUCGACGCCAUGCAGACCUAUGCUCUGAGUGUGCAUUCUGCUCCCUGAAGACCGAGCAGUGCAAAGGGGUCUCCAACCUGAAACGUGUGAACUGUGAAGGUGGCACAUUCACAAACUACAUCAAUUCUGAGAUUCUGGCCCAGCACCGGGCCGUAGGCGCCAUGGUUGUCCCUGCAAAGAAGGAAAGUAAUGAUAGGAUGGCAGCGAAUGACAAGCAGUGGCCAGAUGAUGUGUGUGGCCGCUUGGCCACCCAUGGCUGUGACGAUGACCAUGUAGCUCUCUGGUUGUGGAAAGAAUAUUCCCAUUUCGAAGGAGGUGAUCUCCCAGGCCAGAUCUGUGACUCAACAAAAGUUGUGCACCCUAAUUACUGUGCCUUCAAGAGCCACCAGUGUUUGCUCUACAGCCUCAGUGGAAGGAAGGUACUGCGGCGACCCUGCCAGAAAAAUGUUGCAUACCAUAUGCUAAGCAAGAAGGACGGGGAAAAGGAAGUUCUGUUCUGGAAAAAGACAUUCUUGACCAAAUCGGAGGGGAAAGGGGAUCAACACAAGGGCGCAGCUGUGGCAGGGACCAUGUGGGAGGCAAAGAAAUGGCGACGUUACUAUCACUACUCUUAAUUUGUGACUCUCUUCUCAAGAACGCCAUUUGACCCAGUCUCUGUGGUUUAAGCAUCCAUUUCUUCUGUACUGUGCUUGAUGUUAGACGGGAUUUUGCUGUCCAAUCUGCUUCAGAAGCACUGCAGUUAAGUGUGUCUCUUGAGCAACAACUGUCCUUCAAUCUUUGGGGCUUCUCCGAGACUCUGCAACUAUGAACGGAAUCCACAAAAAGGCAGAUAGUUGGUGAGGAUCGCAGUUUCUCCCCAGUGGCCUUUGUACCUCAUCCUCAUCAGGGAAUUCAAUCCUGAACUAUUGCAAAGUGAUUUAUAUUAUUGGUUAUAAAGAGCCAUUUCAAUCCAGA
Hemicordylus capensis (graceful crag lizard) is the source of this 2223-nucleotide messenger RNA. It is a transcript of the gene ACRBP, whose product is annotated as acrosin binding protein. The transcript has 10 exons. Lineage: Eukaryota; Metazoa; Chordata; Lepidosauria; Squamata; Cordylidae. The record is from RefSeq and is a predicted model, not a curated record. Bases 294 to 1883 code for a protein of 529 amino acids. Gene Ontology annotation, cellular component: acrosomal vesicle; nucleus.